Procambarus clarkii (red swamp crayfish) is the source of this 3851-nucleotide messenger RNA. Lineage: Eukaryota; Metazoa; Arthropoda; Malacostraca; Decapoda; Cambaridae. The record is from RefSeq and is a predicted model, not a curated record.
GAGCAAAAGAGUACUAGUGUGCCCGCGGCCGCUCGCGCCACAAACCCUGGACGCCAUUUGUCGCCGCCCGGGGGGAGAACCGUCUCACCUCAACAACCGCAAAGUUGUGUGAGAGAGAGACGAGAGACGGAGAGGCUGUGGGCAGCGUCACUCCCGCGUCCUCCUCCUCCUUCAAUUCGCAUAACAUGGCCGACGUUGAUAUUGAUCUCUACGGAGACGUGGAGCAGGACUUCACCCAGGAUGACUUUGCUGACGGAGACCUGUAUGAUGCGGUCCUCACGGGUGGUGGAAGAGAACGUGAACGCGAGGCCCCUUCCAGCCCAACGCCAGCUUCUACAGAACGCAAUGGAGGCACUGCCCCUGCUCGUCAGUCAUCAUCUCAGUCUCAGAGAGGACGUUCUGUGUCCUCUGAAGAACGCUCAGUCUUCUCUGGCCCUGUGCCACACAGUGGACGCAAAUAUCAACUUUAUGUGGGCAACUUGACUUGGUGGACAACAGAUAAUGAUAUUGCCGCGGCUGUCCAAAACCUUGGUGUGAGUGACUUUUUGGAUGUUAAGUUCUUUGAAAACCGUGCCAAUGGUCAGAGUAAAGGUUUCUGUGCCAUAUCUUUGGGUUCGGAGAACAGCAGCCGGCUGGUAAUGGAGAAACUACCUCGUAAGGAAAUACACGGCAUGAAUCCUGUGGUCACCUUUCCCAGCAAGCAGGCCCUUAACCAGUUCGAGUCUCAGAGCAAAACUCGGGCAAGCCCUCAACACCAACAUCGUGGCGGUCCUGGUGGUCCCGGUGGCCACCCAGGUGGGGGUCCAGGAGGUCCUGGAGGACCUCGAAUGCCUCCUCCAGGUCGGGGCAUGCCUCCACCAGGAAUGGAACAUAGACCACCAGGUCCACCUGGCCCUCAUGGUUCUCAUGGUGGCCCCCAUGGUGGUCCACAUGGUGGUCCUCAUGGUGGUCCUCAUGGUGGCCCACAUGGUGGUCCUCAUGGCCCACACGGUCCUCAUGGCCCACAUGGUCCUCCAGGUCCACACGGACCCCCUGGUGGCCCUCAUGGUGGCCCACAUGGACCACAUGGUGGACCCCAUGGUGGACCCCAUGGUCCACCCCAUGGCCCACCCCAUGGUCCACAUGGUCCCCCAGGACCGCACGGGCCUCCAGGUAUGGGUCCUCAUCAUGGACCUCACCCAGGUCCUCCACGUGGACCUCCACCUCACAACAUGCAAGGCCCAGGACCCCGCCCUCCACCCCCACCUGGUCACAUCCAGAGGCCCAUGCAUCCUGGAGGCCCAGGUGGUCCACCACCAGGCCAUGGUCCACCCCCUCGUGGGCCACCACCUAACAUGGGCCCUCCACCUGGCCAGCAUGGUCCCCCACCACCUCGUGGACCUCCUCCUCCGAUGGAUCCAAGGGCUCCCCCACCAAGACCAGAUUUUAUACAAGGUGGCUUCCCGGCCACGAGCAGUCCCCCCUCGGUACCCCACAACUUGGCACUCUCUACGAGGCCGCCUAUGAUGCAAGGUCCUCCUCCACAUGGUGCCCCCCCACCACAUGGGCCUCCUCCCCAUGGCGGUGGACCACCAGCUCCUCAUGUCAACCCGGCCUUCUUUCCACCUCACAAUGCUCCUCCUCCUGCUGCAGCUGCGCCUCCUGCACACUACGCCCCACCACCACCAGCUCACCAGCAUGGGUUCGGUGGGGGUGAUCAUCGCAUAGAAGGCCCACCACCACUCUCAGAGGCAGAAUUUGAAGACAUAAUGAAUCGUAAUCGUACAGUAUCUAGUUCAGCAAUUGCUAGGGCUGUUGCUGAUGCCUCUUCUGGGGAAUAUGCCAGUGCAAUAGAAACCCUGGUGACAGCAAUAUCCCUUAUAAAGCAGUCAAAGGUGGCUCAUGAUGACCGCUGUAAGAUUCUUACAAGUUCACUUCAGGACACCCUUCAUGGUAUUGAAGCCAAGAGCUAUGGCUCCAGCAAAAGAAGAGAACGUUCCCGAACACCAAGCAGGCGACAUCGUCGUGACAGAUCACGCUCAAGAGAGAGAGAGUAUCGUGACCGUUCACGUUCACAUUCUCGUGAGCGUGACUACGAACGGCAUCGCAGUGAGAGAGAACGUGGAACAUCAGAUCGUACAUCGGAGCGCGAUAGGGACUAUGAAAGAUCAUACAGUCGGGAAAGAGAAUAUGACCGAGCCCGUGAGCGUGACAGAGAGAGAGAUAGGGACCGUGAGAGGCGGGGUCGGGUGUCAGGGGGUGCGGCUGCUGUUGCUCCUGCCGCUUCUCCCCCCUCAGCUACUCUUCACAACUCUCUGCAGCCCAGGUAUUAUGACGAGCGUUAUCGAGAGCGUGAUGCAAGAAGAGAGCGAAUUGAAGAACGCCCAGUUCGUGAACGUAUUGAAGAACGUAGCACGCGGGAAGAUGUUCGAGAGCCUGUUAGAGAACGUGAACGUGACCGUGACCGAGAAAGAGAGCGUGAACGAGAUGUUAGAACCAGGGAAGAGAGGGAAUCAUCAUCACACCGUUCCUCCAGACACUAACCCCUUAGCUCCUGCCCAUUCAUAACCUGCUUUGAGGAGACUUCCUUUUGGAUGUGACAAUUUAAGUCAUUUUAAAAGUUUGGUUAUAUCUUUAGCAGCUUUUUGAGGGGGAUAAAAAUAUCCGACCAAGUAAGACUGCAUUACAUUAAAUGAGUAUGAAAUGUAAAGGUUGCUGCUUUUUUUUUCAGACUUAAUGGGUGGAAGUUGGAUCCAUUUUCUUAGUAUUUUUUAUGUAGAUACUUAUUACUUGCUUUUUUGAAUUGCAAUAAAGGUUGCAGUUUAGCUGAUCAAGUAUAGUUAAUUAUUAUAAAUGAUUCUUUGGUUGAUGCUGUAUUUAGAAUUACCAUUUUAAACCAGUAUCUGCUGCAGAUCACAUCAGCAAUGCAUUUUACAUGUGGUUUUGCUACAGAAGCAGUUGCAAGCCGUCAGUGUUAAUGAUAAAUACCUGAUGGGCAAUAAUAAUCAAUUUAUUUGUUAAGUUCAUCUGUAGUAUUUCUGUUCAUGGCAGUAUUUUGUGUUGCACAAGUUCAUCUUUGGGGACAUGAAAACAUUUCCAUUGCCAUUGUUUAUAAUAAUGGUGUGAAGCAUUGGCAGUGUCCGUGUGAGUGUCUGUUUAGGUACACAGUGUAGUAAGAAGUUGUACAAGUUGAAGCAAUUUAGGCAACAUUUUGUUUGCAAUUUAUGCAAAGUUUGUAGCAUUUGAGUACCUUUUGUAUAUUUUGUCACGAAUGAUAUGUUGUUACUAAGUAUUUUACACGAUUGGUUUUGAAAUGGAAAUAUAGUUGCAUUAUUUUAUAAGAGGAAUGCUGACUAUGUGAUGAUACAGAUCAAUUAUAAUAAAAAUGAAUGCAAAAUGUGUUUAAUUGUGGAACAUAAAUUUUGUAAUAUUGUUUGCUUCAUAUUCAGAUACUUAUUCUAACAUGGUAUAUGAAAUGUCUGUAACAGCUGCAAUUCAACUGUAAAUGUCAUCAAAUGCCCAAUUCAACACAAAUUGUGUUGUGUUUAAAGAUAACUGACCCCUGGCUUUGUGAUAAUAGGUAAUUUCAUGUUGCCAAUUAAAUUUACAAAUAUUUGGCAAAGACAGUCCAGUAAUAGGAAUUAUUACAUUUUUAAAAAUAUGUGAAGUUGCAUUGGUUGUGUGUGUGUUACAGAACAAAAAUGGUUUCCCCAAAAAUGCCCUUUGCAUUAAAAAAUGAGAAAGACAAUGGGUAUUAGUGAGUUACAUUGCCCAACCCUGACCAUAAAUAUUGAAAGAAACAAAAAUUGUUCAUACUUCUCCUGUAUUUUUUUAUUGAAUAUAUGAAAAUUGUCAAUAAAUGUUUUCUUGGC